AUGGCAUCUCUUGACAGGGUAAAAGUACUGGUACUGGGAGAUUCUGGCGUUGGCAAAUCGUCCCUAGUCCAUUUACUAUGUCAGAACCAAGUGUUGGGAAAUCCGUCGUGGACUGUUGGCUGCUCCGUGGACGUCAGGGUCCAUGACUACAAGGAAGGAACGCCUGAAGAGAAGACCUACUACAUUGAAUUGUGGGAUGUUGGAGGCUCUGUUGGGAGUGCCAGUAGCGUUAAAAGCACCAGAGCAGUGUUUUACAACUCUGUUAACGGCAUUAUUUUAGUCCAUGAUUUGACAAACAAGAAAUCUUCUCAAAACCUGUACCGCUGGUCACUGGAGGCACUGAACAAAGAUUCAUCUCCAACUGGGGUCAUCGUGUCUAAUGGAGAUUACGACCGUGAACAGUUUGCCGAGAACCCUGUACCCCUCCUGCUUAUCGGUACCAAGUACGAUCAGAUCCCCGAGAACAAGCGUAAUGAAGUCCUGACCCGCACUGCCUUCCUGUCUGAGGACUUCAACGCAGAGGAGAUCAACCUGGACUGCACUAAUCCACGGUAUUUGGCAGCAGGCUCAUCUAAUGCAGUUAAACUGAGCAGAUUCUUUGACAAGGUAAUAGAGAAAAGAUACUUCACACGGGACCCAAGCCAGAUGACAGGUUUUACAGACAGGAAGCGCUUCAACUUCAAGAGCCUUCACUAUGACUGAGCAACUGCAAAACAUGGCAGCACUCUGCGGUUUGAGGGUGACUUGUUAAGACGCCUAGACAAGAAAUAC
Messenger RNA from Chanos chanos (milkfish), 771 nucleotides. It is a transcript of the gene rabl3, whose product is annotated as RAB, member of RAS oncogene family-like 3. Bases 1 to 702 code for a protein of 233 amino acids. The transcript is spliced from 8 exons. Lineage: Eukaryota; Metazoa; Chordata; Actinopteri; Gonorynchiformes; Chanidae. The record is from RefSeq and is a predicted model, not a curated record.